Messenger RNA from Spizellomyces punctatus DAOM BR117, 574 nucleotides. RefSeq lists its product as uncharacterized. The record is from RefSeq and is a predicted model, not a curated record. The transcript has 6 exons. Lineage: Eukaryota; Fungi; Chytridiomycota; Chytridiomycetes; Spizellomycetales; Spizellomycetaceae. Bases 89 to 514 code for a protein of 141 amino acids. Gene Ontology annotation, cellular component: MKS complex. Gene Ontology annotation, biological process: non-motile cilium assembly; protein localization to ciliary transition zone.
CGCCUGUCCGUCAAAGCUCUUUGAUGUAAGACCUUACGGUAGACUUUGGACCUAGUAGGCAGCGUAUUGCAGAAAGUCAACUUGAGACAUGACCCACACAACCGCCGACGCACUUCUUCCAGCCCGAUUUCUGACAACAAUUGCCCACUUUAUCACGACGCUCAUGGUGUUCUUUACAAAGGAUAUAUAUGUUCGUGCCGCGUUGCCAAUUGGAGACUCCAGCCAAUACGCGAGUUACGAUAACUCUUUAACUGCAGCACUGGCUUUAUCCUGGGUAUGCUUUGCGAUCGAGCUUUUUGGUUUGUUUUCGGGAAUGACAACGUUCAAUCAAGGGGCCGGGACCUUGUAUCUAUGGGCGCACACAGCCGGAAUCAUCGCUCUCAUUUUUUUUGUCCUUGAAGGUUGGCAUUACAUGAUAUAUUGGUACAUUUUCACAUUUUGCAGUGCACUGCCUGCAUUGAUAGAAACCGGUCUGCUUUUGCUAGUAACACUACUUCGAGUCAAUCAAUACUAGGAAACGAACGAAACCAGAAUGUCAUUGAUAAUAUACAUAGCGUGUGUAGACAAAGCCAAA